CUUCUUCUUCUGCGUUUGUGUUUGUCAAAACAAAAUUAAAUAAAAUCUCGCUAUUUCGGCCGCAACGCGUAAUUGUUACCGAAAUUCGUAAUAUUUGUGUGUUUGUCUGUUAACGUCGGCCCCCGGGCUUCUGUGCACAUGUCCCUAUUUGUAAGGUUUCCCUUAAAAUGCCGCCCAAUCGCCGCGGAGCGUUGCGCGUCUGAGGACCAACUAUAAAAGUGAAGAUGAUUCGCCAGAGGCACUGGUGACUGUUGAAAUCUCAAUUAAAAGCGCUGCCAUGCUACAGUACAAGAGUGCCGCCGGAGCGGCCACAACCAGUGCGCCCCAAGCCACGCCCGCGGUGACGAACAUUACUGGCAAAGCGGCGGCGCCCUCGAAUGCAGUGUCCAAUGUAGCCGCUCAGGCCCAGACGGGUGUUCCCGGAGGGGCGCCCACCAUGCAACAGAUAAUCAACAUCCAUCAGAUGCCGCACCAGUUUGCCGGCGGCGGCGGUCAGGCGGGCGGAAUGCCACAGAACAUGUUCCAGAUCGUUCAGCCGAUGCCUAUGCAAACGGUGAAUAUCGAUGGCCAGGAAGCCAUCUUCAUACCCAACCUGAACGCACAGUUGGCCACGGCGCAGGCGGUGAAUAUCAACGGCCAGCAGGCCUUCAUCACCCCCAGCGGACAGAUACUGCGCGCCCCCCAGAUGGCAGCUGCCAAUCCUGCUGCACCCAAUUGCAUCCAGUUGCAGCAACUCAACGGUCUGGGGCAAGAACAGACGCAGCUGAUCAGCAUCCCGGGCACGAACAUUCAAAUACCCGUCACCAAUCUCAUCCAGCAGCAACAGCAGCAGGUGGUGCAGCAGCAGACACAGGCGACUGCGGCGACGGCUUCUGGAACUGGAACGGCGGGACCAGGGGGUGCUAAUAGCGCGACAGCUGGCCAGCUACCUGGGAGCAUCACCAUUCCGGGCACGAAUCUGCAAAUCCCAACGUCGGUGGCAGCGGCCAACGGUUUGUUGGGCAACAUCUCCAAUCUCCUGGGCGGCGGAGGUCAAUCCAUUAAGCUGGAGAAUGGACAGCUGCAGCUGCGUCCGCAACUGGUCCAGUUUCCGGCGCAGGCCGUGCCCCAGCAGCAGCAAACGGUGGCGGUGCAAAUACCCGUCCAGACCGCCGGCGGACAGACCGUUUACCAGACGGUUCACGUGCCCGUCCAGGCAGCCGCCACAGCGGCGGCGGGUGGAGGACUGCAGAACCUGUUGCAGGCGCAAUCUCUGCAAGUGCCCGCCGCCUCCCAGAUGCAGAUCAUACCACAGUUUGCCCAGAUCGCACAAAUUGUGACGCCCAACGGGCAGAUUCAGCAAGUGCAGUUGGCCAUGCCAUAUCCUCAGCUGCCGCCCAACGCCAAUAUCAUACAUAUCCAGAAUCCCCACCAGCAGCAACAACAACAAGUCCAGCAGCAGCAGGCGCAGCAGCAACAACAGCAGCAGCAGGCGCAGCAACAGCAGCAGGCCCAGCAACAGCAACAGGCUCAGCAGCAACAACAAGUCCAGGCGCAACACCAGCAACUCUUGCAGGCCAUCAAUGAAGCGUCAGCAGGAGGACAAAUUCCUGCUAACCAGCCCAUAACCAUCACCAAUGCCCAGGGCCAGCAAUUGACUGUGAUUCCUGCCCAGCUCCGCCAGGCGGCACAGCCGGCACCGACCCCCACACCCGCUGCCGUACCGGCGCAGAUGCAAAUGCCUAAUCUGCAAGCGUUGCCUAUUCAGAAUAUCCCCGGAUUAGGCCAAGUUCAGAUCAUUCAGGCGAACCAACUGCCGCCUAAUCUGCCGGCCAACUUCCAGCAGGUACUGACCCAACUGCCAAUGGCCCAGGCGCAGGUACAAGGCCAUGUGCAGAACGCGCAGGGACAGAGUCAGGCACAGGUGAUGCCAAAGCAGGAACCGCAGAGUCCCACGCAAAUGAUAACCAGUAUAAAGCAAGAGCCACCGGACACCUUUGGACCCACCACCACCGCCACAAACACCACGGCUAGUGUUAAUCGCCCAUCAGCCGCAUCCACGCCAAACAACAACACCUCCUCACCGCAACAGAUCAAGUUCCUUCACGCGGAAGGCAAUACUCUGUCCAACUUGAGCAUACCAGCCUCCAUUCAGAUCACAGCCCUGCCUCAGCCGGCGCCUGCCGCUCCGCCACCCAUCCCUGUGGCGUUGCCCACGCGGAGCAAAGGCAAUCUGGUGACCGUUCCCAGCUCACAGAUUUCCAUAGCGCCUGUGACCGGUGGCCAGGUAGUCACUGUUGCCACACCGGCUAGAGGUGGGACAGCCAGCAUACGGAGCACUAAUAGUGUCACAACCGCGAUACCAACGCCUGCCCCGAAUCUAAAUGUAAACGUCAGUGCGGCGACUGGAGGUGGAAGUGGAGGAACAACAGGCGGCGUUGGAGUAGCCGCCACUGGAGACCCCAAGCCCCGGCUGAAGCGAGUGGCCUGCACCUGUCCCAACUGCACUGACGGUGAGAAGCAUUCGGACAAAAAGCGGCAGCACAUUUGCCACAUCCCUGGCUGCCAGAAGGUGUAUGGCAAGACAUCCCACUUACGGGCGCACCUGCGGUGGCACACCGGCGAGCGACCGUUCGUCUGCUCCUGGGUGUUCUGCGGCAAACGCUUCACCCGCUCCGAUGAACUACAGCGCCACCGGCGGACGCACACGGGCGAGAAGCGGUUCCAGUGCCGCGAAUGCAACAAGAAAUUCAUGCGCAGCGAUCACCUCUCCAAGCACAUCAAGACGCACUUCAAGAGCCGCACCGGCGUCGAGCUAAUCGAGCUGAGCAUCAAGCAGGAGGGAAAGAGUUCCAAUGUGCCCAAAAGCAUUAGCACAAUGACCGGCAUUAUGACGAUCGAGAUUCCGGGCGGCGGCGGCGGCGGGGGAGCGGGCGCCACGGGCAGUGGAGCCUCCAGCGUAGCGGCCACGGUUGCGGGCUCAACUGUGACGCCUGGCGGUGCCACAAUCGUUCAACUGCCAGCUGUGGAGGCCAGCACCGGCGGUGGCGGAGGCGGCGACAGUUUCGGUGAGGAUGAAGAUGAGGAGGAUGGUGAAAUGACCGAAGAGGACGACGAAGAGGAACUAGACGAAGAGUUGGACGAGGACGAAGAUCUGGAGGAUCUCGAGGAUGAGAUGGACGACGGUGAGGAGCCUGAGGCGGACAGCAGUGAUGAGACCAAGAUGACCAUUGCUGUUAGCGAGCCGGGCGAAAACUCGUCCAACUAGCAUUCGGAGUCGCUGUUCAUGGAACAGUUCCUGUUUGAUCACUUCCCAUAGCACCCACCGCUAGCGCUACCGCUACCGAUCCUGCCACUGCCCGGCCACGUCGUCGCCCCGUGGGACCAUGUUUAGAGCUAGUUUUUAACUGUAUAGAUGUACAUAGCGUAAUUAUGUAAAAUCGAGCAUUUUAAAUGUUGUAACUCCAA
This is a messenger RNA of Drosophila serrata, 3447 nucleotides long. RefSeq names its product Sp1-like factor for pairing sensitive-silencing (gene Spps). Gene Ontology annotation, cellular component: transcription factor TFIIA complex. Lineage: Eukaryota; Metazoa; Arthropoda; Insecta; Diptera; Drosophilidae. The record is from RefSeq and is a predicted model, not a curated record. Gene Ontology annotation, molecular function: RNA polymerase II cis-regulatory region sequence-specific DNA binding; DNA-binding transcription factor activity, RNA polymerase II-specific. Gene Ontology annotation, biological process: regulation of transcription by RNA polymerase II; transcription initiation at RNA polymerase II promoter.